This is a messenger RNA of Brassica oleracea var. oleracea, 785 nucleotides long. Its product is annotated as putative cell wall protein. The record is from RefSeq and is a predicted model, not a curated record. Bases 1 to 435 code for a protein of 144 amino acids. NCBI's taxonomy places the organism in Eukaryota, Viridiplantae, Streptophyta, Magnoliopsida, Brassicales, Brassicaceae. The transcript is spliced from 2 exons.
AUGGUUCAUGAGAAGGUAAAGCAGGUUGAGAUGCUCAAGACUCGGCUUAAGAAAGCCCAUGAUCGCCAAAAGAGUUAUGCAGAUAAGCGCCGUAAAGAUUUGGAGUUUCAGGGAUGCUACAGUCUGCUUCUUAGAUGUGCAGGGAGAGUGACCGGAAUGCGUCACAUUCCCAACUCCUCUAAUGACACUGAGAUCAAACAUUCGGACUUUCUUGUAAACCUCGUGCCCCAACCAUCUGGUCUCAUUCCUGGACUCGGGUGGUUCUUACUGCCACCAAGUCUUAAGAAGCCAUUCCAUUUUUACAAAGCUCCGAUUCCUGCUGCUCCCACCACUUCUUCUAAUGGAACCCCUAGUAGCUUUGCACCAAACUCUGGAUACGAAGCUUCUGGUCCAAGAUCCAGAGAAGAUCAAGUUCCACCAGUUCCACAACCGUGACUUGAAACAGUCAACGAAUAAGCAUUUGCUAGAUGCAAAAGAGUCUGUAACAAGUCUACUAGUCAUUUCAUAAGAGUCAUCAUAUCUUUGUUAUCCCCUCUCUUUCAAUACACAAGAAAAAGAUACAAUGUAUUGGAUAUAUCACGAGCUUUUGCUUAUAUGCUGUUAUAAAAAGACAUAACUGCAAACCAAAAAUGUAGUACAAACAAGAACAAUUAGAGUUUGGUCAGAUCAAGACAAAAUCCCAGAAGCUCAUAAAACAAUGGCGAUUAUGAAAACAGACAAAGUCUUUCGUGUCCAAAGCAAACCGAUGUAAGGUUCACGUGUCCAAUACCUUGAAGAUGAUGAAA